AUGGGCCUGCUAGCAGAAUUCGACGAUCGACACAUUCAAGUUGAACAAGAAGCAUACCAUCCCUAUGAGUAUCAGACGGAGAACAAUGACUCGUGGGCCGGUGCCUUGCCGGUGAAGCAGGGUCUUUAUGACCCUUCGUACGAGAAAGAUGCCUGUGGUGUUGGCUUCGCUUGCCACAUCAAGGGCAAGCCUAGUCACAAAAUCGUCAGUGACGCUCGCAAUCUCCUCUGCAACAUGACCCACCGCGGAGCUGUGGGAUCUGACGCUCGAGAUGGUGACGGCGCUGGUGUCAUGACAUCCAUUCCCCAUCGAUUCUUCGUAAAGAAUUUCGAGAAGGAGCAGGACAUUAAACUCCCCCCUCUCGGCCAAUACGCCGUGGGGAACCUUUUUUUCAAGCCCGACGAAGAGACUCUUGAGGAGUCCCAAAGGCAGCUGGAAGAUGUUGCCGAGUCGUUGGGCCUUCGGGUCCUGGGAUGGCGAAGGCCUCCCGUCGACUCGACGCUGCUUGGCCCUGCGGCAAAGUCGCGUGAGCCAAUCAUUGCUCAGCCUUUUGUCGUGCUUGCCUCUGCCUACGGCUCUGGCACAGUCCCGGAAACGACCGAUCUGGAAAAGUUUGACGAGAGACUGUUUGAGCGACAGCUCUAUGUUCUCCGAAAACGCGCCACUCACACCAUUGGUCUGAAGAACUGGUUCUACCUUUGCUCCUUGUCCAACAAGAACAUUGUCUACAAGGGUCAACUGUCUCCCGUUCAGGUCUACUCCUACUACCAUGACCUUGUCAAUGCCGAUUACGAAGCUCAUUUCGCCCUCGUUCACUCCAGGUUCUCCACAAAUACAUUUCCCUCGUGGGACAGAGCUCAGCCACUGCGAUGGGCCGCCCACAAUGGUGAAAUCAACACCCUGCGAGGCAACAAGAACUGGAUGCGUGCUCGUGAGGGGGUCAUGAACUCGGACAUCUUCAAAGAGGAACUCGAGCUCAUGUACCCAAUCGUCGAAGACGGUGGCUCUGAUUCUGCUGCCUUUGACAAUGUCCUCGAGCUCUUAACCAUCAACGGGGUGCUCUCCCUACCGGAAGCUGUCAUGCUCAUGGUCCCGGAGGCCUGGCAAGGCAACGAGCAUAUGGAUCCGAAAAAGGCCGCAUUUUACGAAUGGGCAGCAUGCCAGAUGGAGCCGUGGGAUGGUCCCGCUCUGUUCACAUUCGCUGAUGGCCGAUACUGUGGUGCCAAUCUCGACCGAAAUGGUUUGCGGCCUUGUAGGUUCUAUGUCAUGGACGAUGACCGCAUCAUUUGCGCCUCCGAGGUCGGCACUAUUUCAGUCGAGCCAGAGAGCGUCAUCCAAAAGGGUCGACUGCAGCCAGGAAGAAUGCUUCUGGUUGAUACCAAAGCCGGCCGCAUAAUCGAUGACAAGGAACUCAAGACUGCUGUUGCCAACCGUCACGACUUCCGCUCUUGGCUGAACAAGGAGCUGUUGACCAUGUCAAAGGUGCUGGGGAAGCUCGAAACCACCAUGGACCUUCAGGCAAAGCCAGACGCCGCUCCACUUCAGGAAGAUCCUCUCCUGCUGUCGUUUGGCUACACGCACGAGCAGGUCAGCUUGCUGCUCGCUCCUAUGGCGGCUGACGAGAAAGAGGCUUUGGGAUCAAUGGGUAAUGAUGCUCCUUUGGCAUGUCUAACGCAAGCCCCUCGUCUUCUCUAUGACUAUUUCCGACAGCUCUUCGCCCAGGUCACCAACCCGCCAAUUGAUCCCAUUCGAGAAUCCAUUGUCAUGUCCCUGGAAUGCUAUGUCGGUCCCCAAGGCAAUCUUCUAGAGAUGGACUCCUCUCAGUGCGGACGUCUCAUGCUUCCUAGCCCCAUCCUCUCUAUUCCCGAGUUCAAUGCCAUCAACAACAUGUCCUCCGUCUACCCCGAGUGGACCGUAAAAACUAUUGACUUGACCUUCCCCAAGUCCCAAGGUGUGCAAGGUUACAUCAACCACCUCGACGAAAUCUGCAAUGAGGCCACGGCUGCCAUUGAAGCCCGUGAUCGUAUUCUUGUUCUUUCCGACCGCAAGACCUCUGCUGACCGUGUUGCUGUUUCUGCUGCCCUAGCCUCGGGCAUGGUACACCACCACUUGGUCAGCAAUAAAUGGCGAUCCAUGGUCGCUCUGGUAAUUGAGACGGCGGAAGCCCGUGAGGUGCACCAUAUGUGCGUGCUCCUCGGUUACGGCGCCGAUGCCGUCAAUCCUUACCUUGCAAUGGAGUGCGUGCUGAAGCUCAACCGGGAGCGCCUGAUCAAGAAGAAGUUGUCCGACGAGGCCCUCAUUCGAAACUACAUCCAUUCUUGCGAUGGUGGCAUCUUGAAAGUCAUGAGCAAGAUGGGCAUCUCCACUCUCGCCUCGUACAAAGGCGCCCAGAUUUUCGAGGCCCUUGGGCUAGAUGAAACCGUGGUCGAGCGCUGCUUCAGAGGCACCGCAUCGCGCAUUCAGGGAUUGACCUUUGAACUCAUUGCCGAGGACGCGCUGCGUUUCCACGAACGAGGAUUCCCAUCCCGUUACACCGUCGGCAUCAAGGCCCUUCCCGAGUCUGGCGAAUAUCACUGGCGGGAUGGCGGCGAGCCUCACGUAAACAGCCCUGCCGCCAUUGCCAACAUUCAAGACGCUGUCCGGAACAAGAACGACAAAUCAUACGAAGCCUACUCCAAGGCAGAGUACGAGCAGAUCAAGAACUGCACGCUCCGUGGCCUUUUGGACUUCGAUUUCGAGGAUGCUACUCCGGUGCCCAUUGACCAGGUUGAGCCGUGGACGGAGAUUGUUCGACGCUUCUGCACUGGGGCCAUGUCCUACGGCUCCAUCUCGAUGGAGUCGCACUCCACCCUAGCUGUCGCCAUGAACAGGCUCGGCGGCAAGUCCAACACGGGCGAAGGUGGCGAGGAUCCUGAGCGGUCUGAGCGCUUGCCCAACGGCGACACCAUGCGGUCUGCUAUUAAGCAGGUGGCUUCAGGUCGUUUCGGUGUCACCUCAGCCUACCUCGCUGAUUCUGAUGAGCUGCAGAUCAAGAUGGCUCAGGGUGCCAAGCCUGGUGAGGGCGGUGAGCUUCCGGGCCACAAGGUCUCCAAGUCCAUUGCUCGCACCCGUCAUUCAACCCCUGGUGUCGGCCUGAUCUCCCCACCGCCUCACCAUGAUAUUUACUCGAUUGAGGAUCUUAAGCAGCUCAUUUACGACCUGAAAUGCUCCAGUCCCCGAUCCCGAGUUUCCGUCAAACUCGUUUCCGAAGUCGGAGUGGGCAUUGUCGCUUCUGGCGUAGCCAAAGCCAAGGCUGACCAUAUUCUCAUCUCUGGCCACGAUGGUGGUACCGGUGCCUCACGAUGGACUGGUAUCAAGUAUGCUGGCUUGCCCUGGGAAUUGGGUCUUGCUGAGACGCACCAGACUCUUGUUCUCAACGAUCUCCGUGGUCGCGUUGUUGUUCAGACCGACGGACAGCUGAGAACAGGACGAGACGUCGCCAUUGCUUGCUUGCUCGGUGCCGAGGAAUGGGGUUUUGCUACCGCUCCUCUUAUUGCCAUGGGUUGCAUUUUCAUGCGAAAGUGUCAUUUGAACACCUGCCCAGUCGGCAUCGCCACUCAAGAUCCCGAGUUGCGAAAGAAGUUCCAGGGCACUCCAGAGCACGUCAUCAACUUCUUCUACUAUGUUGCCAAUGAGCUUCGCGCCAUCAUGGCCCAGCUCGGCUUCCGAACCAUCAAUGAGAUGGUUGGCCAUGUUGAGCUCCUGAGAAUGCGAGAUGACCUGCGAACCCAUAAAACUGCCAACAUUGACCUGUCCCUCCUGUUGACCCCUGCUCACAAGCUUCGGCCUGGUGUGGCUACCUUUAACGUGCGAAAGCAGGACCACAAGCUCUACGUUCGCCUAGACAACAAACUCAUCUCCGAGGCGGAGCUGACUCUUGACAAAGGUCUCCCAUCGAGGAUCGAGUGCGACAUUGUCAACACCGAUCGGGCCAUGGGUACGUCGCUCUCGUACCAGAUCUCCAAGAGAUACGGCGAGGCUGGCUUGCCUAUGGACACUGUUCAUGUCAGCAUCAAGGGCUCGGCUGGCCAGUCUUUUGGUGCCUUUCUCGCGCCUGGCGUCACCUUGGAGCUCGAGGGUGACGCCAACGAUUACGUGGGCAAGGGUUUAUCUGGUGGUCGCCUGAUUGUCUAUCCGCCUCGAUCGGCCGUGUUCAAGGCUGAAGAGAACAUACUGAUCGGAAACGUCUGUCUGUACGGUGCCACUACCGGAACCUGCUUCUUCCGCGGCAUCGCAGCCGAGCGUUUCGCCGUCCGCAACUCUGGCGCCACCGCAGUUGUGGAAGGUGUCGGCGAUCAUGGCUGUGAGUACAUGACUGGUGGGCGCAUCGUCAUUCUGGGACGUACCGGCCGUAACUUUGCGGCCGGCAUGUCUGGUGGUAUUGCCUACGUCCUAGAUAUCCACAAUGACUUCCUCUCCAAGCUAAACGACGAGAUGGUGGAAACGGGGCCCAUCACGGAACCCACUGAAAUUGCGUUCGUACGAGGACUUAUUGAGGAUCACCACCACUACACAGGAUCUGAGUUGGCAGCCCGCAUCCUAGUCGACUUCAACCGUGCCCUCCCCCGCUUCGUCAAGGUUCUUCCCGUCGACUACAAGCGCGUAUUGGAGGAGGAAGCCGCCAAGGCUGCCGAGGCCAAGCGUGCGGAAUACAGCCUUCCGGUCAUCUCCGGGAUGAAGCAUAAGAAGGAGGAAAAGCCUGCCAAGCUCCAGGAUCUGGAAGAGGCCAUUGGCGACUCCAAGGCCGAGAAGAAGAGAGCCCUGGUGCUCGACAAGACCAAGGGUUUCAUGAAGUACUCGCGUCGCGCCGAGAAGUAUCGAUCCGCCUCCACCCGCACCAAGGACUGGGCCGAGCUCAGCUCCCGUCUCGAUGAGGAUGAGCUCAAAUACCAGUCGGCCCGUUGCAUGGACUGCGGCGUUCCAUUCUGUCAGUCCGAGACGGGGUGUCCCAUCUCCAACAUCAUCCCCAAGUGGAACGAGCUGGUCUUCCAGAACCAGUGGAAGGACGCGCUCAACCGGUUGCUCAUGACGAACAAUUUCCCCGAGUUCACUGGUCGUGUGUGCCCCGCGCCUUGCGAAGGAGCAUGCGUUCUUGGCAUCAACGAUGAUCCAGUUGGCAUCAAGUCGAUCGAAUGUGCCAUCAUUGACCGCGGUUUCGACAUGGGAUGGAUGGUUCCCCAACCCCCCGAGGUUCGCACUGGCAAGAGCAUUGCCAUUAUAGGUUCCGGUCCUGCUGGUCUCGCUGCCGCCGACCAACUGAACCGCGCGGGCCACAAUGUUACUGUCUAUGAGCGCGCCGACAGGCUCGGGGGCUUACUGAUGUACGGCAUUCCCAACAUGAAGCUCGAUAAGCGCAUCGUCAAGCGCCGCACCGACUUCAUGGCUGCCGAAGGGGUCAACUUCAGGACUGGAGUUGCCGUCGGUGAGCAAGGCCAUGUAUCUCUUGCGGACCUGCGCGCCAGCAACGACGCCGUCAUCAUUGCUACGGGAGCCACUGUUGCUCGCGACCUACCCAUCAAGGGCCGCGAGCUCAGUGGCAUCCACUACGCCAUGGAGUUCUUGCACAAGAAUACCAAGUCUCUGCUGGACUCUGAGCUGGGCGACAAUGCCUACAUCAGCGCCAAGGACAAGCAUGUUGUUGUCAUUGGCGGCGGCGACACUGGCAACGACUGCAUCGGCACCUCGGUCCGUCACGGUGCCAGGUCCGUCACCAACUUUGAGCUUCUCCCUCAGCCCCCUCCUGAGCGGGCCAGCGACAACCCUUGGCCUCAAUGGCCCCGAAUCUACCGGGUCGACUACGGCCACACCGAGGUCCGUCAGCACACCGGAAAAGACCCCCGUGAGUACUGCAUCAUGUCGGAGGAGUUUGUCGACGACGGCAGUGGCAAGGUCAGGGGUAUCAACACGGUUCGUGUGGAGUGGACCAAGUCGCCGAGCGGUGGCUGGGACAUGAAAAAGGUGGAGGGAUCGCAGCAGUUCUUCCCUGCCGACCUCGUCCUUUUGGCCAUGGGUUUCCUGGGUCCCGAGGCUCGUGUUCUGGGCGACGGCAUCGAAAAGGAUGCCCGUAAGAAUGUCAAGACUCCGCCGGGCAAGUAUUGCACAAACGUGGAGGGGGUGUUUGCUGCAGGUGACGCCCGCCGCGGACAGUCUCUGAUUGUCUGGGGUAUCAAUGAGGGCCGUAUGGCUGCACGUGAGGUUGAUUUAUAUCUUGAGAAGAGCACCAAUCUUCCAGUCACGGGCGGUAUCGUGAAGUGCUCAGCUCAAGAGGUUCGGUCUCUGGUUGCUGCAGCCUAG
Molecule: messenger RNA, 6333 nt
Organism: Ustilaginoidea virens
Lineage: Eukaryota; Fungi; Ascomycota; Sordariomycetes; Hypocreales; Clavicipitaceae
Exons: 5
Coding region: 1-6333 (2110 amino acids)
Molecular function (GO): glutamate synthase (NADH) activity; FMN binding; iron-sulfur cluster binding
Source: RefSeq, a predicted model, not a curated record